This is a messenger RNA of Macaca mulatta (Rhesus monkey), 810 nucleotides long. It is a transcript of the gene RPL14, whose product is annotated as ribosomal protein L14. NCBI's taxonomy places the organism in Eukaryota, Metazoa, Chordata, Mammalia, Primates, Cercopithecidae. The record is from RefSeq and is a predicted model, not a curated record. Gene Ontology annotation, molecular function: structural constituent of ribosome; RNA binding. Gene Ontology annotation, biological process: translation; ribosomal large subunit biogenesis. Gene Ontology annotation, cellular component: ribosome; cytosolic large ribosomal subunit.
CGCCUAACGCCGCCAACAUGGUGAGUCUUACUGAUGCGGGCUCAGGGGCUGGCGACCAUGCAGCUCGACCUCCACCUCUGCUGGGAAGCUGAGGCGCCGAACGGCUCCCAGAGGGUCCCGGGAACCGCAUGGUGUUCAGGCGCUUCGUGGAGGUUGGCCGGGUGGCCUACGUCUCCUUUGGACCUCAUGCCGGAAAAUUGGUCGCGAUUGUAGAUGUUAUUGAUCAGAACAGGGCUUUGGUCGAUGGACCUUGCACUCAAGUGAGGAGACAGGCCAUGCCUUUCAAGUGCAUGCAGCUCACUGAUUUCAUCCUCAAGUUUCCACACAGUGCCCGCCAGAAGUAUGUCCGACAAGCGUGGCAGAAGGCAGACAUCAAUACAAAAUGGGCAGCCACACGAUGGGCCAAGAAGAUUGAAGCCAGAGAAAGGAAAGCCAAGAUGACAGAUUUUGAUCGUUUUAAAGUUAUGAAGGCAAAGAAAAUGAGGAACAGAAUAAUCAAGAAUGAAGUUAAGAAGCUUCAAAAGGCAGCUCUCCUGAAAGCUUCUCCCAAAAAAGCACCUGGUACUAAGGGUACUGCUGCUGCUGCUAAAGUUCCAGCAAAAAAGAUGACCACCGCGAGUAAAAAGGCUCCAGCCCAGAAGGUUCCUGCCCAGAAAGCCACAGGCCAGAAGGCUGCGCCUGCUCCAAAAGCUCAGAAGGGUCAAAAAGCUCCAGCCCAGAAAGCACCUGCUCCAAAGGCAUCUGGCAAGAAAGCAUAAGUGGCAAUCAAAAAAAGUAAUAAAGGUUCUUUUUGACAUGUUGGCAAAUGUA